This is a messenger RNA of Phaeodactylum tricornutum CCAP 1055/1, 1396 nucleotides long. RefSeq lists its product with no specific name. The transcript has a single exon. The coding region runs from base 110 to 1378 and encodes 422 amino acids. Lineage: Eukaryota; Bacillariophyta; Bacillariophyceae; Surirellales; Neidiaceae. The record is from RefSeq and is a predicted model, not a curated record.
UUUCUUCUUCCGAGAAACCAACACACAUGGACUAAUCCUGGAAGUUUUCGGUGAUGGAUCGAGAUUACUCACUAUUUUUUGUUUUCUAACAUCAAUAUUCUCAAGUAGCAUGCAUACCGCGAAAGUAGUUCAACGUUUCUCUUUUUGUCGAUUACUGCAACAAUGGUUGUUGCUCGGUACACUCCUCGCGGGGCGUCCAGGCGUUUCAGCUUUCUGUGAUGAACUUUCAGACCCUUCUUGGGAUUCCUUGGUUGAUUGGAUGACACUGGUCGAGCCUUUGGGGUUCGGUAUUGUCUGCCCUUUUCAAAUCUCUGGAUCUGCUUGUCCGAAGAUCGAAACAUCCUUCGAAGUUACAUCCCCAAACUUCUACAUUAUCUGCGCGAAUUUUCUGGGCGGAUCGGGGGAUUCCUGCUUGCUUGACUGUCCUUCUACGCAUAUAUCAAUAGCUCCUUAUUCUCAAUUGAUUCUGGAAGGCUGGACUUUAAGAAGCACAAAAGGAACGCCCGCAGUAGUUGUGGAAUCAAACGCUGAGUUUGUUGCCUACGGCUCAACUUUUGAAAACAACCAAAAUACCGUUGGAAACGGUGGUGCCAUUUUCGCCGAUACAUAUUCGACGGUAGUUUUGGAAGAUUCUUCUUUUGUGGAAAACUUUGCUCUUAAUGGUGGUGCACUAUACAGUUUGGGCACUGUAGUCAUUGUGAAUGGCAAUUUUCAGAGAAACAAAGCAAUAGAAAGCGGAGGUGCGGUCUACUUGGAUGGACCCCUCGGAAGUUCGGCUAGCAUCCGUACCAGUCGCUGGGAAGGAAACCGUGCCCGUGUUAUUGGGCCUUCCGUAUUUCAGAACUCAACUGACGUUGCUAUACAAACACAAGGAAAUACCGCAUGUAACAAUUUGAAUUUCGAAGCACUUUCGUAUUGUGACGGAAUUGAAGAUGGCAGCCGAAAAUGCUUGCCGUUUGGAGAGAAAUGCACCUUUUCAACUAGUGCCCCUACAUCAAUCCCUACCUUGACUCAAUCUCUGGUUCCAACAUCAAGCUCAAUUGAGUCUCCCACUCAAAUUCCAGCGUCGCGUCCGUCACUGCGCCCAACACUGGCUGGAGCAACACCUACAGUAACACCAAUCAAUACACCGUCCGAUGUCCCAUCACUUGUUGAAGCCGCCACUUUGUCAACUGCAGUGCCUGCCGGUCUUGAUUUUACAUCUGACGCACCAUCACCUGUUCCAUUAACACCAGUACCUACACGGAUGCUAAGCAAUAUACCGUCUGAUGUCCCAUCCUUGGUCCCAACAUCAAAAGCAUCAACUGACGUGCUGACUGCGAAAGUAUUUACUUCCGGCGUCCCUUCACUUAUUCCAACUAUUAUAAACAGAGAAUAGCCCAAUUGUUAAAUUGAC